AUGGAGCACUUCGCCCCUCACCCAUCCUCACAAUUCGAGGGCUACUACUCCAAAUUCGAUCUCGCAUCUGGCUCGCACAUCGCUCUGAUAAUAUGCUCCGUUCCCGGUGCCAAAUCACGCCCACACAUGGUCUCCUUCACAUACUACCCCUCAUCAGGCCAUCCAAUAUUCCAGCGCGAGCAUUUCGUCGACAACAUCGAGCGCGUGACCACCGACGAAAAAACCAAAGCAUUCGACCUACGCGUACCAGGCAUGGGAGUGAUGAGCACAGAGGGCAACGGCCGCACAAGCUACAACUUUGCCGCCGAAGAUGGAAGUUGGUCGCUCGAAGCGCAAUGCGAGGAGGACUACAUGCCAUGGAGAAAAGACAAGAGCACACCCGAAGGUUGGAUGGUGCACCUCCCCUUCCCACUCCACUGGCACGUGCAUUCUCUCUGCUCCCCCGCUACGUUCACCCUCGACAUACCCGCUCUAGGCGAUGCCUUCCCAGCACAGGACAGAAAAAGCCGUGCGACGAUCCACCAAGAGAAGAACUGGGCGAACAGCUUCCCGGACGCACACAUGUGGGUGCAAGCCUGGGACAACGAAGAAAAACGCGGCAUCUGUCUCGCGGGCGGGAAGAUUAUGUACAACACCGCCUACAUGCUCGGAUACCGGUCUCCAUCCCUCAAUCUGGACUUUGUACCGCCCUUCUCAGUCUCGUAUCUCAACCUCCUCAGCCCCUUCAUGAGCGCCACGAAUGACUGGGACACCCGCACUUUUUCGAUAUCCGUGUCGAAUUACACACAUAAAUUGGAACUCAAGGCGCGUGCGCCGAAGGAGCCGGGUUGGUUCGGCCUGGCGAGUCCGUUUCCUGAUGGGCAUCGGGCGAACUUUUGUAGGGAGAGUUUUAUUGCGACGAUUGAGGCGAGGAUAUGGGUGAGGGAGGGGUGGUGGCCGUGGAGUGCGUGGAAGGAGGUCAAGACGGAGAGGUGGGAGGGGGCGAGUCUGGAAUUUGCGGGGGGUUAUUAUCCGGAGAGGGGGGAGAGUAAGAAAGAUUGA
Molecule: messenger RNA, 1041 nt
Organism: Alternaria incomplexa
Lineage: Eukaryota; Fungi; Ascomycota; Dothideomycetes; Pleosporales; Pleosporaceae
Exons: 1
Coding region: 1-1041 (346 amino acids)
Molecular function (GO): tocopherol cyclase activity
Source: RefSeq, a predicted model, not a curated record